Molecule: messenger RNA, 2971 nt
Organism: Somion occarium
Lineage: Eukaryota; Fungi; Basidiomycota; Agaricomycetes; Polyporales; Cerrenaceae
Source: the annotation of a GenBank genome assembly
CUCCCAUUCGUUGUUGUUCUUCCUUGACCUCUUAGAGAUCCCAAGGCGAAGACAAUACGGUGGCUGUAGCCGGCGUUUGAAUUGACUUGAUGACCGUCUCGUCUUAUAUUCGCAGUUGCCUUUUCUUUACAGUAUAUCCUGGCACUGUGGUAUAAUUUUCCUGUUUUCCGCCAAGAAUGACACAGUCUGAUUGGCUGAACGACCAGAUAAGUAAACGCCUUCAUCUUUGUGGUGCAUGUCUUCGACGAGUUCUCAGUGGUCUUUUCCGAUCUUGGACAAUUUGAUUGGAGCUGGAAAUGUGACUUAUGAGAGGUUUCGCUAAACCUGACAUACUCGUCGAAGUAUACAGAUUGGCAGCAGUACAUGACCUCAAGCCCAAGCCCUCAAAACGUUGAACACUGGCAGAACGAUUGGUUGGAUUAAUGGCCAACGGAUCGUGCUUUUCGCAGGCUAUGUAUUUCUCAUGGUUUCGAGGCUUUCGUUUCAGGGUGCAUCAUCUUGGGAAGAUAUCAUGUAUCGCACCCAUCACCAGGAUCCGUGAAAUAACGUCCUCCUCCAUAGCCUCUCAAGAUUAAAGAAUUCUGUUGUAUGUUCCUGUGUCCUAAUCUGAACUCUUGGAGUUGCUCCUUUGUUUCCGUGGAGGCUAGGCCCUACUCAACACUACUGGCGUCUAAAGGUAUACCAAGCAAUGGGUCAAAAUGCUAUGCAGAAUGGAGCUAGAAAUACAUCCAAGACCGGGCGCGCGUCAUGUCUCUGCGUUAUGAUUGGGUGAUGAUCACUCGGCACCCGAGCUCGCCAGUCGAUUUGCAACAAAAGGAGGCCAUGGCAUCGUUUACGUUCUGCGUUUCUUCUUGGACGACCUGACUGCGUUGACGUUCCCAACCCUUCCUUUUCUUUCUUUCUUUCUUCUUUCUUUUCCUUCUUUCUUCAAUUCUUUCUGCGCUGUGCGCUGUUCAUUCUAUCCCUUCACUAAUACAUUCAUUCCUUUUUACGAUGUUCUUCCCUGGCUGGUCGACCUUGCUUUUUGUGCUUUCUAUUUCUUAUCUUGCUGUUGCUUUGCCGGUUCCUAUUUCCAAACGCAGUCAUGACUCCUUGCAACGACAAUCUCUUAGGUUACCGAUCAGUCUUCAGAAGAGAGCUGGUUUGACGAGUGAAGCAGGGGUAGGGGAUUUGGCAGAUUUGAUCUACACGGUUUCCGUUAACUUGGGGAACACAACAACGGCCGUGGUGUUAGAUACUGGGUCGAGUGACCUAUGGGUCAUGUCUGAUGCCUGCAAGACGGAUGUCUGUCAGCAAUCUUCAUCGACUCCAUAUGCAACAGCUACUGCUCGUCACACUGAAGCAGGUGUGAACCUACAAUUCGGAGACUCGACCACUGGUACCCACGCUUCAGGUCCAGUCGUGCUUGAUACGGUUGCGCUUGCUGGUCUGUCCAUGGAGGACCAGCCGUUUGCAGCAAUUAACGACACGAACAACUCCGCUGCCCAACAUGGCACUGCCGGUCUCAUAGGUCUUGGUUUCCCUAGCCAGAGUUUUGUCCAAGCUGCUGUCGUAAAUAAGCAGUUCAAUAGUCCCCCCACGACAGAUGCCUUUGUGACAGGGACUGCAUCAAAUGGACCAUUGCUUUCCCGCCUAGCGAUGUCCGGUCAGCUUGAGAAUCCUAUGUUCGCCGUUGCCUUCCAACGCAACACCAUCGACGUUUCCGGCAGCGGAAGCAUUACAAUUGGGCAAUUGCCUGAUGAGAUCGACAACUCGUCCAUUACCUGGGUCCCUGUCCGCUUGUACGGUGCUGAAGAUGGUGGUCAGAAUCCUCCUACCUUCGCGCCGAACGAAACAUACCCUCUUCGCUGGGAAGUCCCUCUCGAUGGUGUCUUUCUGGAUGGCCAGAAGCUCUCUGACACCAACGCUACUGGCGUCAAUAAGGGACUAUCUGCACUCAUCGAUACGGGCAACUCUCUCAUUCGGGGUCCACAAGAUGUCGUCAACUCAGUGCUGCGGACGGUUUCUCCUCAGUUUGCUGCGGAUCCCACGUCGCGACCUCUCUUUCCGUGCGCUACCCCACACAACUUGACCUUCCAGAUUGGCGGCAAGAUGUUCCCUCUUGAUCCUCGUGACUUUAUUUCCCCAAACUCUACGCAAGAUGCGACGAACUGUGUCGCAAGGAAUGUCGUUGCUACCGAUCCACCCAGCAAAGGCUCCCUAUACAGUUGGAGUUUGGGCGCUCCUUUCUUCAAGUCAAACACGGUAGUCUUUUACUAUGGCAACCUCACUCAUCCCUCAGUCGAUCCUCCUCGCAUUGGUUUUGUAUCCAACGUCCCUCAAAAUGCAAAUGACCUUCUUCAACAGGCCAUUGCAGAUGCAAACGCGCAAGGUGGUGUCUUCGAGAGUACUGUUGACGUUGCACCCACCGCGUCCAGCGUGAUCACUGUUUCUGCCACCUCCCUUACCCUCCCUACAGCUUCUGCCACCAUCAUCGACCGCCUGGCUUCUUCACCGUCUCCUACGAGUUCUACAGAUACCUCAAGUGCUUUCUCAUCUCGGGCACUGGCUACAUACUGGUCGAUCCAUUGAAUUUUGUUUUGCAAGCAUCUAAUCUCCUGCGCGACUCUCUUGGAGGUGGAGAGACACAAGAAUAGUAGUGGGACGCAGCAGCACCGGGCUAGCGCGCGCCAGUGCUGCUCGAGUUUUUAUACGGAGUCGCUAAGGUCUAAUGGAGAGCACGUUGCCGGGGUUCACGCAAUGGGCGGUCGCGCAAGGACCCGAUUGGCGAAAAGGAAAGCAUUGAGGAGGAGGGGGUGCUUGCGGAUGUAGGCUUGCCAUGCAUCAGAUGUCCAUCGCCCUGCGGCUUGAAUGAGAGAAGGUGGUGUUCCCUGUUCGGCGAGAAAGGUGGCACCACCGGAACGCAUGGAGUGGCCAGCGAUGUCACGCGGGAAGAAGUUGCGAAGGAAGCGAAUGAACCAGGAACGCACAG